AUGCCACGUCUUCGUGGAAGAGCAAGAAAUAUUGGUCGACGUACUCAGCACGCGCAAUUAGUUCAUGAUCAUCGAUUGAAUAGAACAGUAGAAGAACAUUCUAUGGAUAAUGUAAAUUUAAGAGAUCGAGCUGCAUGUACACGUGCAAAUGAAAAUUUAGAGCAACGUGCUCAACGUCUUCGUGCUAAUACAUUAAGACAACGAGAGGCACGUCAACGAGCGACCAACGCACAUAGAGAACGUAACCAACAGCGAGUACAAGAUAAUCGAGCAUUGGCACGAGCAUCACUUAAUCGUCUCGCGUUUGAAUAUGAUCCUGAAAUAGAUUAUUCAUCACAUGCAUUGAUCACGAUUGGUAGUAUGGACAAAGAGUGUCAACAUUGUCAUGCUUUCAAGUACAAAGGUGAAUCAGCUGGUUUAUGUUGCGCAUCUGGAAAAAUAUCACUGCCACCGCUAAAACCACCACCAGAACCUUUAAAAACGCUUUUAGCUGGAAUCACAUCUCAAUCGAAAUUAUUUUUACGGAAAAUUCGUAAAUUAAAUUCAUGCUUCCAAAUGACAUCAUUUGCAGCAACAAAAAUUAUUCAUAAUGAAGAUGGCCGUAAUUUUGAAUCCACAUUCAAAAUUCAAGGCCAAGUAUAUCACCAAAUUGGUUCGUUACUUCCAAUGCCUGAUGCCGAUCCAAAAUUUUUACAAAUUUAUUUUAUGGGGAAUGAAGAGCAACAAUCACAUACACGCUGCGUUUACAACCAUAUAGAACAGAUGGAGGAACGAGAAAUUGUGGACAUUUUGGAAAGGUUUUUGCAAAACCAUAACCAAUUAGUACAAUUGUUCAAGACUCUUUCUAACAGACUGCAAAACGAUAACUAUGUCAUUGUUAUUAAAGCAGACAAAGUACCCUAUGGAGAGCACGCAGGCACAUAUAAUGUUCCAACCAUUAAUGAAGUGGCAGUUGUUAUGGCUGGUGACCCAUGUGAACGUAGAGACAUUCGCAUACAACGCAGAGAUAAUACGAUGCAAAUAAUUCAAGACAAUCAUCGUUCUUACGAUGCUUUGCAGUAUCCGUUAAUAUUUUGGGAAGGAGAAGACGGAUAUCAUUUAAAUAUUAAACAACGGAAUCCAACUACAGGUGAAGAACUGACCAAGAAAGUUAGUGCCAUGAAUUUCUACGCAUAUCGGUUAAUGAUUCGUGCUAAUGAAGAUAAUAAUAUUCUCCGCUGCGCUGUAGACAGCUAUUUCAUCAGUACAUCGUCGAUAUGUAUGUAA
Messenger RNA from Papilio machaon (common yellow swallowtail), 1266 nucleotides. RefSeq lists its product as uncharacterized. Lineage: Eukaryota; Metazoa; Arthropoda; Insecta; Lepidoptera; Papilionidae. The coding region runs from base 1 to 1266 and encodes 421 amino acids. The transcript is spliced from 2 exons. The record is from RefSeq and is a predicted model, not a curated record.